Molecule: messenger RNA, 5467 nt
Organism: Amphiprion ocellaris (clown anemonefish)
Lineage: Eukaryota; Metazoa; Chordata; Actinopteri; Pomacentridae
Product: E3 ubiquitin-protein ligase HECW1
Exons: 30
Coding region: 188-5110 (1640 amino acids)
Biological process (GO): regulation of dendrite morphogenesis
Molecular function (GO): protein binding; ubiquitin-protein transferase activity
Source: RefSeq, a predicted model, not a curated record
AAGGAUGUGAUUUGGUCCUGUACGCCGUUUCUGUGUGUUCCUGCUGCCCUUUAGCGUCGAAAUGGAGCUCGGUGGACAUUAGAUGAGAGUGUACCUCUUCGAAUUCUCGCCCUAAACCCUUGGAGAAUGAUCCACCGGCAGGUUAUUUUAUCCCAGGUUUUGGUCUGCUUUGGGUUGACUGGUCAUUAUGCUGAUGCAGCUCUGUAGUUUCAAGAAUUUGUACCAGAAUCGUAUCCUGGGCCUGGCGGCCAUGGCCUCCCCAACCCGCAACAGCCAGACCCGCCAGCGCUGCAAGGAUGCGGUUCGUCACAGCUACGGCCCUGAGACCUAUGCUGUCAAUGCUCUGGACCAGGAGGCCUUCAUGUUGGGGCUGCCACGCUCCACCAGUGACACAGAUCUCGUCUCACCAGAUGCUCGCUCCACCCUCACCAUCAGCUCCUCCCACUACACCAUAGGACAGUCUGAAGACCUGGUGAUCACAUGGGACAUCAAGGAGGAGGUGGAUGCUGGAGACUGGAUUGGAAUGUAUCUUGUUGAUGAGGCUCUGUCUGAGAACUUUCUGGACUACAAGAACCGAGGAAUCAACGGAUCUCACAAGGGACAGAUAGUUUGGAAAAUUGAUUCCAGCUCUAACUUCAGUGACUCUGAGACCCAGGUCUGCUUCAGGUACUACCACGGCGUCACCGGAGCGCUGAGGGCGACCACACCCAGCGUAACCAUCAAGAAGGGCACAGUACCUGUAUUAAAGCCAGUGGUUAGUCCAGAAGUCAACCAUGGUUUGGGCAACAGGAGACUCGUUAACUUUUCCCUCUCAGACCUCCAGGCAGUUGGAUUGAAGAAGGGGAUGUUCUUCAAUCCUGACCCGUACCUGAAGCUCUCCAUCCAGCCUGGAAAGCACAGCAUCUUCCCCUCGCUGCCGCACCACGGCCAGGAGAAACGCUCUGGAGUGGCCUGCAACACAGUCAACCCUCAGUGGAGCACAGAGAGGUUUAACUUUGUGUCUCUGCCCACUGACGUCCUGGAGAUCGAGGUGAAGGACAAGUUUGCCAAGAGUCGGCCGAUCAUCAAGCGUUUUCUGGGGAAGCUGUCUGUCCCUGUCCAGAGGCUGCUGGAAAAGCAUGCUAUCGGGGAUCGGGUCGUGAGUUAUUCGCUGGGCCGCAGGUUGCCCACAGAUCAUGUCUGCGGCCAGCUGCAGUUCCGCUUUGAGCUGACCUCCUCUAUUCACCCAGAUGAUGAGGAGGUCUCCUUCGUCGUAGAGCCAGCCUGUCCAGAGGGUCAGGCUGAUGCCGACCUCCCUGCUGCUGCUGCUGCUGCUGAUGCUGAUGAUGAUGAUGACACACUGAGCGUGGGCCCUGACAUGCCUGAUCUCCCCUUGGAUGCUCCUCCUGACCCUGUAACCUCAGCGCCACCGGCCUCCACACCUGAGGAAUUCCAACCUGCUGAGAGGGAUGAGGGCGAGGCAGCGGAACAGGGAGAGCAAGGAGCUGUGGAGGAGGAGAGCACUGUGAGGGAGGAAACCCCGGCUGCUGUGCCCCAGAUGGAGCAGGAGGAGGGGGCCACAGCUGAACAGCAGGAGGAAACAGAGGAGGAGCAGAGAGAGGAGUCUGCACCACAAGCUGAGGAGGAGGUGACAGCGGACGGAAAAGAGGUUGGGAAUGAAACGCAGCCUGAGCCGGACUCAGCGGAGACACGUGAUGGAGCCGCUGGUGUGGAGGCUCCCACAGAGGAAAACACUUCAUCUCAGGAGGCCCCUGUAGACCCAGCUGAAGGGGCCCUGCCGGAGGUGACAGCGGAGGGAGAAAGAAGCUGUGACCCCCACUCCUGCCAGUCUCUCUUCUCAAACUACAACUCCCAUGCUCCCCCACGCCGUAAAAACCGCCCCUGUUCCCUCCCGGUGUCUGAACUGGAGACGGUGAUUGCGUCAGCGUGCGGCGAGCCGGAAACACCGAGAUCCCACUACAUCCGGAUUCACCACCUCCUCCACAGCCUCCCGUCAGCCCAAAACAGAGCACCCAGCCAGGAGGAGGAGCAGACCGGCGAGGGAGACAACACGAGCACUAAUCUAGACACCAACACCACAUCACCAACUCUUAAAACCUCCAAAGACGAGGAGGGACAGGAGGAUGAGGAAGAGGAGGAUACGACCCAAUCUCCUAGUCAGGUUCCAGAGUGUCCAGGGCCCUGCUGCCGGCGUUCUCUGCCCCGCAGCCUCUCCAUUGAACGUCUGUCAGAGCUGAACCAGCUCCUGGAAGGUGAGGGAGGUGGAGGACAUGCAGCCAUCAGGAGGAGCUCUCCGUCCUGCCUGGGGAGUGAGGAGGGAGACUCCAGUCAUGGAGGAGGCAGGAGAGUUGGCGGGAGCACUCACAGACCUCCAGGUGAAAACGAGUGUGAGUUUUGCGACACCUCCUGCUACAGCACCUCCUGCUACAGCACUUCCUGUUACAGCACGUCGUGCUACAGCAACUCAGGCUACGAGGGGAGGAAUCGCUUCUGCAGCCACACCCGCCUCUCCUCGGUCGACAGCAACCGGCUGUCUGGGAGCACCGUGUUCUCCUCCCAGGAUGAAGAUGAAGAUGAGGAGAGCGCCUUUGAGUCUGUACCUGAUGCCGGCCACAGCCCCGAGGGCCAGGAGAGCGGCGGGGCAGGAGGAGAGAGGAGGACGGGCAGAUGGAAGGAGGCCCGGAGAGGAGAGCAGGGGGAGCCAGCUGUGGCCGGGCCCAGUGACAGGAACAGCAUCGGCUCAGACUUCUCCCCACCUGUUGGCCAUGUUCCAGUCCUGCGACCCAGCCAUGACCUUAACCAUUUUCCUGCUGCCACUGACCAAGCCUUACCUCCAAACUGGGAAGCUCGCAUCGACAGCCAUGGGAGAGUUUUCUAUGUGGACCACGUCAACCGGACCACCACCUGGCAGAGACCGAGCCACGGCGGCAAGUGUAACCAUGGCAUCCCCCGCUCAGGGUCCACCCAGCAGAUGGAGCAGCUCAACCGCAGGUACCAGAACAUCCAGAGGACCAUGGCCACUGAGGAGGAGGGAGGGAGUCAGAGGUUAGAGCGGAGCAGCAGUACAGAGGCUGAUCCUGAGUCUGCUCAGACAGGCCCCACCUCCCCUGUCAAUCACCAGAAGAUCAGCCAUCUCCUCCAAUCACCUGCUGUCAAGUUCAUCACACACCCAGAGUUUUUCACUGUGUUGCACAGCAACUAUGCGGCCUACCGGAUGUUCACUAGCAGCAGCUGUGUGAAGCACAUGAUCUUGAAGGUGCGUCGUGAUGCCAGAAACUUUGAGCGCUACCAGCAUAACAGGGACCUGGUGGUCUUCCUCAACAAGUUUGCAGACACUCAGCUGGAGCUGCCGAGGGGCUGGGAGAUCAAGACUGACCCCCAGGGCAAGUCUUUCUUUGUGGAUCACAACAGUCGAGCCACGACCUUCAUCGACCCUCGGAUACCUCUGCAGAACGGCCGGCUGCCGGGACACCUCGCCCACAGACAGCACCUGCAGAGACUACGCAGCUACAGCGCUGGGGAGGCCUCUGAUGUGUCCAGGAGUCGUGGGGCUUCCCUGAUGGCCAGACCUGGAAACAGCCUGGUAGCUGCCAUCCGGAGCCAGCAUCACGGAGACUCACAGCCACUGACUGCUCCAUCUUAUAAUGACAAGAUAGUGGCGUUUCUUCGACAGCCAAACAUAUUUGACAUGUUACAGGAGCGACAGCCUAGCCUGACCAGAAACCAUGCCCUGAGGGAGAAGAUCCACUACAUCCGGACAGAAGGCACUCAGGGGGUGGAGAAGCUGUCAUGUGAUGCAGACCUGGUCAUCCUGUUAAGUUUAUUUGAAGAGGAAAUCAUGUCGUAUGUUCCACCUCACCCCAUUCACCCUGGCUUCAGCUUCUCUCCUCGCUGUUCACCCGCCUCCUCACCACAGAACUCUCCUGGCUUGCAGAGGGCCAGGGCUCCAGCUCCGUACCGCAGAGACUUCGAAGCCAAGCUACGAAACUUCUACAGGAAGUUAGAAGCUAAAGGCUAUGGCCAGGGACCAGGCAAGAUCAAGUUGCUGAUCAGAAGAGAGCAUCUACUGGAGGGAACCUUUAACCAAGUGAUGGCAUAUUCACGCAAAGAGCUGCAGAGGAACAAACUCUAUGUCACCUUCCUGGGGGAGGAGGGAUUAGAUUACAGUGGUCCAUCCAGAGAGUUCUUCUUCCUCUUGUCUCAGGAGCUGUUUAAUCCGUACUACGGUCUGUUCGAGUAUUCAGCCAACGACACUUACACCGUUCAGAUCAGCCCCAUGUCAGCGUUUGUUGAGAACCAUCUGGAAUGGUUCCGUUUCAGUGGUCGUAUUCUGGGCCUGGCCCUGAUUCAUCAGUACCUGCUGGAUGCUUUCUUUACCAGGCCCUUCUACAAGGCCCUGCUCAGGCUGCCAACAGAUCUGUCUGAUCUGGAGUAUCUGGAUGAGGAGUUCCACCAGUCUCUGCAGUGGAUGAAAGACAACGACAUCACCGACAUCCUGGACCUCACCUUCACUGUCAACGAGGAGGUUUUUGGCCAGGUGACAGAGCGGGAGCUGAAGUCGGGUGGCUCCAACCUCCAGGUGACCGAGAAGAACAAGAAGGAUUAUAUAGAGCGAAUGGCUAAGUGGAGGGUGGAGAGAGGAGUGGUGCAGCAGACGGAGGCGCUGGUCAGAGGCUUCUACGAGGUGGUGGACUCGCGGCUGGUGUCAGUAUUUGAUGCACGGGAGCUGGAGCUGGUGAUCGCCGGGACAGUAGAGAUAGACCUGGGUGACUGGAGGAGCAACACCGAGUACAGAGGAGGUUACCAUGACGGCCACAUAGUGAUGCGAUGGUUCUGGGCUGCUGUGGAGCGCUUCAACAACGAGCAGCGCCUCCGCCUGCUGCAGUUUGUCACAGGGACGUCCAGCGUUCCCUACGAAGGCUUCGCCGCCCUGCGGGGAUCCAACGGCCUGCGACGCUUCUGCAUCGAGAAGUGGGGCAAAGUCACAUCACUACCCAGGGCUCAUACCUGUUUUAACCGCCUUGAUCUGCCUCCCUACCCUUCAUACACUAUGCUGUAUGAGAAACUGCUGAUCGCUGUGGAGGAAACGAGCACGUUUGGCCUGGAGUGAAACAGACUAAACAGACAAACACUGCAUCCCUCUCUGUCUAACACUGGCUGGACCACAAUGUAAAGGAAAGCAGCCUCUGUGGGCUUCAUAUGUCGUAAAGAUUCCUGAAUUGUACUGGACAUUGUUUUGGUCAUGUGGAUGUAUGUACGUCACUGUUCUGGUUUUGUGUGUCUCUCUCUUAGCCAGGAGGAUCUUUCUGACUGCACCCAGCACCUAGGACACCGCAGCAGGACUACACUUAUUUUUUUAUUAAUGAGGUAUUAUUGGGGAAUGUGUAACCCUACACUGGCUUUCUAAAACAAUAUUUAUGUAUACCCAAAGAAUGGGUACGUACAAUGAAAUCAAGAUCAUUUGUGA